Messenger RNA from Trichoderma breve, 2202 nucleotides. RefSeq names its product pumilio-family RNA binding repeat domain-containing protein. The coding region runs from base 1 to 2202 and encodes 733 amino acids. Gene Ontology annotation, molecular function: mRNA 3'-UTR binding. Lineage: Eukaryota; Fungi; Ascomycota; Sordariomycetes; Hypocreales; Hypocreaceae. The record is from RefSeq and is a predicted model, not a curated record. Gene Ontology annotation, biological process: post-transcriptional regulation of gene expression. The transcript is spliced from 7 exons. Gene Ontology annotation, cellular component: cytoplasm.
AUGUCGACUUCCGGCUCAUCGGGAUCUACUCCUCAGCGUUCGGUUACGUUCUCAGCCGGCACACCCCUGAAAGACAUGUUGGUGCAGGCGGGAAAUGUGCUCUCAGCUACUGUAGCCUCCGGUUAUACAUUUGCUUACUUCCUUGCUCUAGGAAACUGGGACCACGUCUGCGAUGAAAGAAAAGGGCAUUUCGCCAUUGACCACUUCAAAGUUGGCAAACCAAGGUUACCCAAAGUUCGUAUGAAGCACGUCCACAACCUACCCACCAAUAACUCCUAUCAUAUGGAGAAACCUUUUGCGAGAAUGCCGGAGCAGGUUUCCAUCAAUCAACAGAAUCAGAACGCGAAAGUAGUGGAAGACGAAGGCUCCUUCUUGAGAGUCUGUGACCAAACUCCUUCGAGCACUUCGCUUCCCAUCACUCCAGUAACCGAAGGUUUCUCUGCCACAGCUCCGACCACGCGUCCGGCUAGCGUUACACUUGACGAUUCGCGCCCGGAUACUGAAGAAGUUUUUCGCCUGAAACUACAGCUAGCACAAGCCAGAAACCACAUCUCUAAGCUGGACCAGGAGCUUGCUCAGUCGCGAUCUGCCAAGGAAUCUGACACAGCAAUCCCUCGCACUGAAACAGCUCCUCGGGAGAAUAUUUGGAGCAGAGGCACCCCAGAUGAUACUCAGUCCGAUACUAGUGAUUCUGCCUCGGCCACCGCACUUAAUCGUGCCCGUGGAAUCUGGGGAUCUACAAAGGCGCCCUUCGCCAACAACAACUCUCUUCAUCCCCCAGCUCCUGAGCCAUCUCCCGCUCACUGGUUUGGCGGUCGGGGAUUUAAUCAGGGUUGCGUAGACCCAAAUUCGCCUUACAUCCUCGUUGACAAUCAUCGCCCUGAGCGUCAAGCUCCUGAUCACGACAUCAUGCGCCCCCCAUCGAACCGCCGUGGUGCUCGCUUCGACAACCGAAUGAAUCCAAGCCACCAGUUUGGGGCCUCAUAUGUCAAUCUCAACGGCCCAGCUCAUCAGUUUGACUCUGUCGGAGGCCCAGUGCCUGUCCCUGUCCCGGCAAUUGGCACUCCUCUUUCUCCCCACGCCUCAGAGUUCACCUCGAAGGCUGGCUGGAAGAAUGAGGUUGUCCCAUCAGAGGGACCAACUUAUCUCCCACCAACAGAGCCUCUUAAUUACCGCCGCCUCCUCGACCGAAAUCUCAAGGUGGGCACACCAGAGCAGAAAUAUGAGAUUGUCGAAGCGAUUGUGGCGCAGGCAUACCCCUUGAUGGUCAACAGGUUUGGCAACUUCCUUGUUCAACGCUGCUUUGAGCAUGGAACACCAGAGCAGGUCAUUAAGAUUGCCGAAGCCAUCCGUGGCAACACUCUGAACUUGUCCAUGGAUCCCUUUGGGUGCCAUGUUGUGCAAAAGGCAUUCGACUCAGUCCCGGAAGAAUACAAGGCAAUCAUGGUUCACGAGCUCCUCCGUCGAAUCCCCGAGACCGUGAUUCACAGAUAUGCCUGCCACGUUUGGCAAAAGCUUUUUGAGCUUCGAUGGACCGAAUCUCCACCUCAAAUUAUGAAAUUUGUCAACGAAUCUCUCCGAGGAAUGUGGCAUGAAGUUGCCCUUGGAGAGACCGGUAGUCUUGUUGUUCAGAACAUUUUUGAGAACUGCCUCGAAGAGGACAAGCGCCCUUGCAUCGAAGAAGUCCUUGCCAAUAUCGACAUUGUGGCUCACGGCCAAUUUGGGAACUGGUGCAUCCAGCACAUAUGCGAGCACGGAGCGCCCCCUGACCGCAGCCGGGCCAUUGACCACGUCAUCCGGUAUGCCGCAGAGUAUAGCACUGAUCAAUUCGCCUCCAAGGUUGUGGAGAAGUGCCUCAAGAUUGGAAGUGCCGAGUUUCUCGGUCGAUAUCUUGAUCGAGUUUGCGAAGGGCGCCGCGACCGUACUCGCAUUCCUUUGAUUGACAUUGCCAGCGACCAAUACGGAAAUUACCUUAUUCAGUGGAUUCUUAACAACGCUUCUCCUCAACAUCGUGAGAUGGUUGCUGCCCAUAUCCGAAAGCACAUGGUCUCUCUCAGGGGGUCCAAAUUUGGAUCUCGUGUCGGAAUGCUGUGCACCAACCACGCGGUCACGACUCGCCCUGGCCCCGGCGUUGGGCCCGGUAUGAGCAGCAGCCGCAUCGGAGGACCAGGACCAGCCAGGUUCGGAACCUCUUACCGCUGA